AUGGCUGACCAUAACAGUCCGCCAGUAAGUCCAGUUAGCAGCGAUGGCAGCGGCAACCAGACGUUCUUCAGCGCUGCGCAUGACCUGCGACUACGGCUGGAAGACAUGGCUCACGUCGUGGACAACCCGGAGGUGGCAACUGCUGCAGGAGAUGAGACUGUCGACAUGGCAAGCAUGGUCGAAGUCGACAUCGAUGAUGACAGACCAGUCAAGGUCGAAAAGGACGAAUCCGAAGCAGUCACGCCAUCCGGGAGUCUUCCAGAGAAAGAGAAAGAGGCCGAACCGGUCCCGGAGGUGACACCUUCAAAUCCAAGGCUACUUGAAAAGUUGGCCCAGGAGAACAUGCAGUUGCGGGCGGAGCUGGAGGCUCAGAGGAGUGAGACCCUCCGUGUCUCACUGGCUAUGGCGCGGGCUGGCUUCCGCCUCCUCCGGGGCUUCCGCCUCCUCUGGCCUGAUGAGGGCACGGCCGAAGGUGCAGUCAGGAAACUGGCCAUCCGACAACGAAAACGUCGCGAAGUACAAGCGGCAGGAUGUUUCACCUGA
Molecule: messenger RNA, 543 nt
Organism: Cladocopium goreaui
Lineage: Eukaryota; Dinophyceae; Suessiales; Symbiodiniaceae
Source: the annotation of a GenBank genome assembly